Molecule: messenger RNA, 1020 nt
Organism: Sparassis crispa
Lineage: Eukaryota; Fungi; Basidiomycota; Agaricomycetes; Polyporales; Sparassidaceae
Product: High osmolarity signaling protein
Exons: 5
Coding region: 1-1020 (339 amino acids)
Molecular function (GO): protein binding
Source: RefSeq, a predicted model, not a curated record
AUGCCGCCACGAGGAAGCGAGGGGCUUGACUUUACACCGAUACUUACCCACUAUCUCUUUCUCUUCACAACCAUCCUUGCAGUGAUAGGAUGGUUUCUAGCAUUCAUUGCCCAGGCAAUAGCGACUGCACAGCACGGCAACGGUAACGUCGGCGUGCUAUGGUUCUCCAUCUUCGUUCAGCUCUUCCUCAUCCUGGGUGUCCUGCACACUCUCGCGACUGACUCCAUCGCGAUGCACCGCUUCCAAAUUUCCGUCUUCGGCGCUGUCGCUAUCGUCUUCGCUGUCAUCGGCGUCAACCAGGGCAUCUUCUCUGGUUUCGCCUCCCUCAACGCGAUGGCUGCUGGCUGGCUCAUCCUCGCCAUAGUCGACAUCCUCUGGGUGCUCUACUUCACCUCAGAAGAGGACUCCCUGGCUCUCCACAUAUUCAACGCACUUGGCACUGGCGGUCUCACUUCCCCAUCGCGCCGCCGGAGGAUGACGCGCACGACAUCAAUGCAUAACAUUGGCCCAGGAAACGGAUACCAGGCCGGCUACGCCACUACACCAUCCGGCGGUAUCAUGCCUGGCUACGAUACCAAAAUGUCCGGAAGCCUCGGCGGUCCAAUCGGGGGCGGCAACAGCUAUAAUGCAGGCAGCAUGGAGGGUGCAACAAGGAGCGUCGUUGGGACGGGUAGCAUUCACAAUGUUCCUGUUACCGGCGGUCCCGGCUCGAUAGGGGCUGUAGACCACAAUGCGACUGCGAACACUCCGCUGAUGGGCAGCGGUGCUGCAGGUGUUGGUGCCGCAGGCGGCGGAAGUGGACAGGGCAGCCCAGACCCUGUCGAUAAUCCCAUUAGUCCAGAUAUGUACAGAGCGAAAGCACUAUAUGCAUACACCGCCUCCGUCGAUGAUCCAAACGAGAUAUCGUUCUCGAAGGGUGAAACGUUGGAGAUCCUGGACAAGCAAGGGAAGUGGUGGCAAGCGAAAAAAUCGGAUGGCACAGUAGGAAUCGCGCCGUCGAAUUACCUGCAGGUCAUCUGA